Molecule: messenger RNA, 1108 nt
Organism: Somion occarium
Lineage: Eukaryota; Fungi; Basidiomycota; Agaricomycetes; Polyporales; Cerrenaceae
Source: the annotation of a GenBank genome assembly
ACGGACUAUAUAUACAUAUCGCAGCUACAGAGUACAUUUCUCAACUUUACUCACCCGUCCACAGGCGAUCCCCAUCUUUAGAAUCCUUUGACAUGGCUGCUGAAACUGUAACGUCGCCUACUCUCUCGCCGUCGUCAUUACAUGGAAGUAUGUAUAGUGCGACGACAGUCCCACCAGAGGUCACGACAGUGACCAAGACUUUGCAAGAGAUGAAAGGCUCUUUGGGUAAUCUUGGGGCGAUGCUCGACGCGGUCGGCCAGAAUACCGCGCACAUGGUCCAGAUCGGUGGAGAGAUAGAAACCGCUCGGCACCUCAAUAAGGUGAGACAAGAUUUGGCGGAACAGGAUCGCAGGCAGGAGGCGCAGAUAGAGGAAAUCAAAGCCGUUCUGCAGAAAGCUUUAGAAUACGACGUAAUUGAACAUUUGAGACAGCUCAUCGAUGCUGGAAUCAUGGAGCAAAUCGACGAGCUCGUAAAAGAGCAGGUCGCGGCACAGCUGCCUAGCUACUUCCCGCAGGAACUUCAAGAUGAACUAGAUCGACAUAUGUUCGAAUUGGAUCAAGUCCAACGAGCGCUGCAUAAUUCCGAGUCUCGAAGAGCGAAUUCACAAUUGCGUUCGAAUCACCUCAAAGACCCGUUGCACACGAUAUACAAGUCGGACGGGACAAUCAGUCCGCACUUCCCUAGAGACGUGCAUAGUCUGUUCUCCAUGGAUGCGGAUACGGCGAAAUCAUUGAUGGAAGAAUACGGACUAACAGACAUAUCUGAGUCGCGAGAGAGGAAUGUGAAUCGGUUCAUGCAGUUCUGUGGCGUGACCUAUCAGUUGGUCACGACCAAAGGCGGCGGUCAUGUAGUCCUGAAGACGAAGGCAGCAGCAUUUGACUGAUUGUAAUGUAGCGAGUCCGACCAUGAGUUGAUGGAAUAGCAUGUAGCAUCCCGGGGGUGUGGCUUGGAUAUGUAAAGCAUUACGUCUCAAGGACGACGUUUAAGCUCAGGGCUGCAGAUUCGAGACUAUCAGUUGCAAGUCGUUGUGUAAACGGAGAGAAGCGCCUUCUUGCUUCGAAACCAUUGUCUUGACAGUAGGAUCUGAAGCAGAGGCAGACAGUGGCA